AUGGAGCAGCAUUUUAGUGAGGCGCCAACUGACUCUCCCUUUUGUUAACAAGCAAACUAUUAGAAUAUGCUUAUAUUUGGUAAGAUUAACCUUUUAAUUAUUAAGACAAAAAUAUUUUUAUAGCACAGAGUAUAUUUUAAUAUAUAUAAUUAAUGAUUAUAAUAAUGAGCUCUCAAUCAAGUUAUAUUAUUAGGUUCUAAAAAUAAGAAAAUUAAUCCCACUUGCAAGCCAGCAAUUUUUUAUUCGCUAGCUAAGGGGAAGAGUGAGAACUCCGUCCCAAUUGUCAUGUAUGAAAAUGUUUCUGAUGAUUUUACAAUAAAUCGCCAAUAUUUUCUAAAGAAAGCUUCCACAAAUCCUUUUAACACUGAUUUAAUGUUUGAAUUAAGCGGAAAAAGUUUCCUAGAAGUCCCAAUAUCACGCUUAAAAGAAAUCAUUAGCGAAAAUAUUCAACUGAAAUCUGCAAUGGCUGCAUCAAAAAACGAAUCAGGCUUGAAUUUUUUAGCACUUCUAGACAAAGAAGACCGUAGUUUAUGGAUGGAUAAAUACGAAGCUCAUUCAUUUUUAGAACUAAUAACAGAAGAAUAUAUCAAUAGAGACUCAUUAUCAUGGCUAAAAUCUUGAGAUAAAGCUGUAUUUAAAGAAAAAAGAACCCCAGUGAAAAGAGGGCCUUUCAUGAAACCAAAAAUUGAAAGCAAUGAAAAAACAAAACCAAUGCUAUUAAUUGGGGGACCUCCUGGAUGUGGGAAAAGUACCUUAGCAAGAGUUAUUACACGUCAAUGCAAUUAUCAGCCCUACGAAGUGAACUGUGCUUUAAUAGGUGUCGGAAAAGAUCUCGUUCAAAGGGUAAGAAACGUUCUCAACAUAAAAACAGUCACUGAGAAGCCUUUACUCCUAAUCCUCGACCAAGUAGAAACCUUGGACAAGCAAACAGUCCAAGAAUUAAACGCAAUCAUUUCAGUAAAUACCAAAAGACCUAUCAUAGCUAUCACCAAUGACAUUUAUGCGCCUUCUUUAAAGCUAUUAAGGCCCACAUGUAAAAUUGUGAACUGUAAAUCUUUAUUCCAUAAAGAAGUAUUUGAAAGACUUAAAGAAAUCUGCAGAGAAGAAGUAUUUUAUAUAUAGAGAGUUCAUUUAGAAAGCCAGUACUUAAAUACUUUAAUACAAGAUAAUAAUGCUGAUAUCAGGACCUGUUUAAAUACUUUACAAUUGCUAGGGUCUCAGAGAGAAGGAAGCCAAUUUAACGUGUAUUCUAGUGACUCAGAUAGCUUCAGGUCAAAGUUUGUCAAUAGGUCUAUUUUUGAUAUAUGAAAAAUCAUUUUCACUCAGAAAAAUACUAAUGGAUUAAGGAAAAUUGUGAACAGUUUUGGGGAUUUUGAAUUAAUUAAUAGUGGGAUUUUUGAAAACUAUACAGGCUCAAAGUAUACAGAUUAUAGUAUGGACAAAUCUGCAGAAUUAAUGGUAUAAUACAUAUAGGACUCUUUAGUAUUAGCAGAUGUAAUUUCUCAAAGAAUCUCUCAAAAACAAGAAUUUGAGCUUAUGCCAUUUCAAUGUGUAAGGUCUAUACAGAUGCCAAGUCUUACUGCAAAUAAAAUCUGCACAUCUAUGUCCCCAGAAAUUCAUUUUCCUCUAUAUUUUAAACAAAUAAACAAAGCUAUAACAGAAACAACAGACGCAAUUAGAUAUAAAUCUUUUUAUUAAAUAGUGCGAUAAGAAGCACGUUUUGAGCGGACCAAUACGUUUCUGGCCAGAGAAAUUUCAGUUUUUACUUUUUCAGAGGGAAAACAGAAAUAUAAAUGAUAGGAUGAUUGCUGCUGCUAAGAUAAAAUUGCUAAAGCAUGUUGACGCUAAAUACGUUUAAGAAGCAUUAAGAAUAGCUUAUUAGUGCUAAAGAAAAUUCAGGCAGAAAAUAUCCAAUGUGCUAAAAAAGGGCAUAAAGGCUGCCCUUGUCAUAGGAUCCCACUGCCUGCAAUAAAAACACCAGAUUUUAAAAAUUCCUGGGAAGUGGUAGAACUUGAAUUUCUCACAGACAUUUUUUAUUCAAAAUUUUUUGGCUCGUCAAAAUCGAUUUGGCGAGCCGAUUCUGGCCGGUAAGCAAAAUAAAAAAAUAAAAAAGAUACAUGAUAAUGGACAAUUCUAACAUCAUUUUAAUUUAUAAUAAUCUUAUCAUAAAUGGAAAGUGAUGACAUCAUUUAUGUUUUCAAUCGGCACUGAUCACUCCUGACUACCAACACGACUACAGCAUUCAUCACAUGCAAAUUUUUCCUUUAAACUUAUCUUUACCCGCUUACGACACCUAUCAUCAAAUUUAAGAGCUAGAAUCGCAGGAGAACUUAAAUCAACGAUCUAUGCGAGUAUUUCAAACAGCGUUUAAGAAAUUCAAGCAAAUAAUUCCUUCAGAUUCAAUAGAUUAUGCAAGAAUUGUACAACUAGAGUCGUUUUUGUUUCCUAAGAAGAGAGAAUCUUUCAGCAGCACCUAUUUGCAAAAUUUUCAUAAUGAAUUUUCCAAGCCAAAAAAACAAGAAAAGAUAAUGGAAAAUUUGUGAUUUUUCAGAAAAUGUAAAUGUCCUAAUUACUGUGAAAGCUCAUGCGAGUUUGGUAACGGUAAAAGCGACUGAUAAGCUUUUUUUUGUGUCAAAAGAUUAUUCAUCUGCAUUUCUGGCGCUUUAGCUGCUAAUAGCAAUUUCUCCUAUCGGCUUUAUUGAUUUCUUUUGAUCUCUAUUUCUAUGAAUUAUGCAAAAGCGGUCGACCCCUUGCAUACUAAUUAAUUUUGCUUAUGGAGAUUGUUUUAAAGUCUAGAAUAUCUCUCUGCAGUUGAACUUAUAACAAAAGAUCUUGAAUUCUAUGUUUUCUGAUUUUUAGAUGCUAAUGCCUCUUCAACUAUUUUGACAAUUUCGACAAGGUUGUCCAAUCUUUAAUUAUAAGUUCAAUCUUGGAGAGAUAUUCUAGAGCUUAAGCCAUCUCCAUAAGUCAAAAUAAUUUGCAUGCAAGGGGUCGACCGCUUUUGCAUAUGUUCACCAAUAAAUGAAUUAAAAAAAAGGAUUGUCAUUAGACACUAAAGUGCAUAAAACUUUUGCUUGCCUUUGGAAGAAUGAAAAACAAAGUUAUUAUUGGAAUUUGCUUUGUUUUUAUUGGAGAUAAUAAAAAUUACAUAUGCUCUUGCAACUCUGAUUUCGCUGAAUUUAGAAAUAUGACAAUGAGACCUCUUGAAGACAAGCAGAAUUGUUGAAUAAUUAUUAACGGGUUCAAUAAAAUUUAUAAGCAUUACAUUCAUGAUUGAUACAACAAAUACUUUCCUCCAUGGUUCUUAGAAUAUUGUGUGCUAUUUAAAGAAGGAGUGAGCUCAGCUGAAAAGUCUCCUGGGUCAGAUUCAUCAGGCAAAACCAAAAAAAUGAAAAAAAAUUCAGAUACCAAACCAGUUUUUUAAAAGAAUGAUUGGAAAAAAAUGAUCUAAAGAUUCUUACACUCAAAGAAAGACCCUUGCAGGCUAAAGGUGAAUCAUCAUGCAAAAGAUGUGGAUCAUAAACGAUGUUGAGGUCAAUUGGAGAAAUUGAAAUUGGUAUUGUUGAUGAAGCUUGCCAGUGCACAGCUUUAUCAAGUUUAAUGCCCUUUAUUUUCAACCCAAAAAAAUUAUUCUUGUAGGUGAUCAAAAUUAACUCCCGCAACUGAAGUGCUAUCAAAUUAGAUUUGGCUCACUAGCAUACACUUACUUCUCAAAAAUAUCUCACUGAGAUUGUACAUAUAAAAAAAAUUAUUGAAGUUCUAUGCUGCAGAUGUUUUAGCUGCUAAAGACACUUAAAUACUAAUUAUUUAUGACUUCUGUGCCAAUUAAUUUUUUUUGAGUAAAGACCUAAUGAUCCAUUUGAAAUUAAGUUUAAAGGAAAAAUUUGCAUGUGAUGAAUGCUGUAGUCGUGUUGGUAGUCAGGAGUGAUCAGCGCCGAUUGAAAACAUAAAUGAUGUCAUCACUUUCCAUUUAUGAUAAGAUUAUUAUAAAUUAAAAUGAUGUUAGAAUUGUCCAUUAUCAUGUAUCUUUUUUAUUUUUUUAUUUUGCUUACCGGCCAGAAUCGGCUCGCCAAAUCGAUUUUGACGAGCCAAAAAAUUUGAAAUAAAAAAUGUCUGUGAGAAAUUCAAGUUCUACCACUUCCCAGGAAUUUUUAAAAUCUGGUGUUUUUAUUGCAGGCAGUGGGAUCCUAUGACACAAGGGCAGCCUUUAUGCCCUUUUUAGCACAUUGGAUAUUUUCUGCCUGAAUUUUCUUUAGCACUAAUAAGCUAUUCUUAAUGCUUCUUAAACGUAUUUAGCAUCAACAUGCUUUAGCAAUUUUAUCUUAGCAGCAGCAAUCAUCCUAUCAUUUAUAUUUCUGUUUUCCCUCUGAAAAAGUAAAAACUGAAAUUUCUCUGGCCAGAAACGUAUUGGUCCGCUCAAAACGUGCUUCUUAUCGCACUAUUUAAUAAAAAGAUGUAUAUCUAGAAAACAAUCAGCCUCGAAAACCAGAAAAGCUACCAAGUUCAGUUGCAUGUGAAGACAUUUAUUCUUUUAUCACCAAAAUAUUCCAAAGCUCUAGUGGUAAUGAUGAUUUUGACUAUGAAAUUCUAAAACUUUUGCAAGACCUUUUUAGGGAAUUUGGGUUUGAAGUUAUUAAUGGAAACGUAGAGCCUUCUGUACAGAGAAUUGUAAGGAUCCCAAAAGAUUUUUAUAUUAGUAGAACACUGGUGAAUAAUUUUAAUAGAACGGCACAGGUGACGAAAACUGUAAUAUCGCAGGUGAAAGAAAUGACUUAUCAGGAUUUCGAAAAUAGAAAGAGAAAAAGGGAAAGUCUUGGAGGGCAAAGUUUGGCGUUUAUUUACCAUGAUGGGCUGACAAAUGCGGUGAAAAAGAAGGUAAGGAUAAGCGACUUGAUGAAAAAAUAA
Molecule: messenger RNA, 4905 nt
Organism: Blepharisma stoltei
Lineage: Eukaryota; Ciliophora; Heterotrichea; Heterotrichida; Blepharismidae
Source: the annotation of a GenBank genome assembly